AUAAAUUGAGGCAGACAGUUUUCAAAAUGACACGAAUGGUUGAAAAUAAAUUCUAUUCACUUUAUAUUCUCACACUCAUGAUUUUCACAGACUAAACACACAAAAUCAAAACGGCAACGACCGACUAAAAGCUCUCCACAUGCUGAAACCAAAGACUGGCACCUCUAGAGAUGAUAGCACUACCAUAGCGGCACCGGUGGAGAACCAUUUCGGUGGGUCAAAGGGAAAGCCACUAGUUGGUUGGAACAUAGGGAAUGGAGAUGAUAAGCUUCCAGAUAACCCACUCACCAGCUAUCUGACCGAGAUUCAACUGAGCCAUAACCAGAUUACCAAGCGAUUCGCUGAACUACUCAAUUUGUUCGAAGAUUACACCAAACUCCUGGACAAUGAGAAUGAGCAUCAUCUUGGCGCUCCAUUUCGGCUUAGGCGAGUCCGGUCCGAGCAGUUAGUUUUGAAGGAAGAGGCUGAAAAUAUGCAGCAAAGAGCAUCAAGUCUCACUCAGCUAUCAGAUAUCACAAUAAAGCCCACCUGUGAGGUGAGCAGCCAGACUUCUUGGACUGCCGUGGAUCAGAGACAAGUGGACUGUUGGGAUUUAGAACCGAAAUUAGCAGCUUUAAACGAAGGUAUAGAUUCGGAAACGGAGAAACCAAGCAACGUCCUGCAGCACACGAUCCACAUCGAAGUGGAAUCGGUGACAUCGGCCACGGAUAUGCAGAGACCUCCACUGCGUCAACGGAUGUGGAAUGUCCUUGUCCAGACGGGCGAUACUAUGAUCGCCUGUGCCUACAUGAUCGGCGAGAAUCUCACGAUUGUUCUGUUUAUUGCCUUGUGCCUAUGGUGUCUUUACUUGUUGUUGAGCCACUUUUAUAGCUCCUUGCAGACCAAUGUCAGCCAGCAAAUAGACUUGAAACGGAAUUUAAUGCGCAGUGUUCAGGCAAAGUAAUUGUAAUAAAAAAUGACGUUUGGCUCUUGAACAAAUAAAAAGAAAACCCGAGUGGCGAUUUGGCCCAGGCGAGUUGUCCAUUCCUUUAA
Drosophila eugracilis is the source of this 1032-nucleotide messenger RNA. RefSeq lists its product as uncharacterized. The record is from RefSeq and is a predicted model, not a curated record. The transcript has 2 exons. NCBI's taxonomy places the organism in Eukaryota, Metazoa, Arthropoda, Insecta, Diptera, Drosophilidae. Bases 140 to 943 code for a protein of 267 amino acids.